AUGUCGUCGCCACAGCAGAUCAAAACGUCGGUAACCGACCUUUUCAAAAUCAGCCACCCCAUCAUGCUGGCUGGAAUGGGCAACGUCUCGGGCCCUAAACUUGUGGCUGCUGUGACCAAUGCUGGCGGUCUGGGUGUCUUUGGAGGGAACAUGUACACGCCUCAGAUGCUGAGGGAUGGGAUCGCCGAGCUGAAGAGCUACUUAGUAGACAAAGACGCACCCUUUGGCGUUGACCUGUUGCUUCCGAAGAUUGGUGGGACGGCCAGGAAGACCAAUUAUGACUACAACAAAGGGAACCUGGACGAACUCAUCGACAUCAUCAUUGAGAGUGGUGCCAAACUGUUUGUUUCUGCCAUUGGAAUCGCUCCAAAAGCUGUGAUUGAUAAGCUACAUAGAAACGGCGUCUUCUACAUGAACAUGGUGGGACACCCGAAACAUGUCCAAAAAUGCUUGGAGGUUGGCGCCGACCUGAUCUGUGCCCAGGGAGGCGAAGGCGGCGGCCACACCGGAGAUGUGCCACUGAGCAUUCUGAUCCCAGAAGUAGUGAGGCUUUGCGCAAAGGCGAGGUCACCCUUGACCGGUCAACCCGUACAAGUUGUCGCGGCGGGAGGCAUUUCAAACGGAGAGACGUUGGCCGCGUCGCUCAUGAUGGGCGCUGCGGGAGUGUGGGUGGGGACUCGAUUUGUUUUGUCUGAGGAGUCGAAUGCGUCCAAGGCGCACAAGGAGUCCGUUCGGAGUGCUGGCUUCGAUGACACGAUCAGGACAAUCAUUUUCAGUGGCCGACCUCUACGGGUACGCAACAAUCCGUACAUUGAGGACUGGGAAACAAAUCGUCUACCCGAGAUGAAGGAUCUUACGAGCAGGGGCAUUCUGCCAGCACAUCACGAUCUUGACACUGCCAAGGAGCUUACAGAGGAGAUGAUGGACCAUGCACUACAUCCCUUUCUCAUGGGAAAGGUGGCCGCGACAGUCAACGAGCUGAAGUCGGCCAAAGCUAUUGUUGACGAGAUCGUGGAUGUUGCCGCACAGCGAUUGAAUGUCGGAAAGGACUUACUCCUUCAGCGCAGUAAGUUAUGA
Messenger RNA from Cyphellophora europaea CBS 101466, 1077 nucleotides. RefSeq lists its product as uncharacterized. The coding region runs from base 1 to 1077 and encodes 358 amino acids. The record is from RefSeq and is a predicted model, not a curated record. Lineage: Eukaryota; Fungi; Ascomycota; Eurotiomycetes; Chaetothyriales; Cyphellophoraceae. The transcript has 6 exons. Gene Ontology annotation, molecular function: nitronate monooxygenase activity.